Messenger RNA from Fusarium coffeatum, 948 nucleotides. RefSeq lists its product as uncharacterized. The record is from RefSeq and is a predicted model, not a curated record. Lineage: Eukaryota; Fungi; Ascomycota; Sordariomycetes; Hypocreales; Nectriaceae. Bases 1 to 948 code for a protein of 315 amino acids. The transcript has a single exon.
AUGUCGCCCAUUAAAGCCAUCAUCUUCGGCGCAACAGGCACAGUUGGCCGCUCCGCCGCCCUCCACGCCCAAUCCCUCGGCGCCCAAGUAACCCUCGCAAUGCGCAAUACCCAGAAGCCCAUCCCUGGCCUCACCUCACAAGACGAGAAAGACUUGGGUUUCACCCGCGUCCAAACAGACCUCUCAGAUCCAGCUUCCAUCUCACGCGCCGUCACCCAAUCCGGCGCAACAGUAGCAUUCUCCUACAUCCUCUUCGAAGCAGAAGAUGGUCUCCUAGAAACAUACAAAGCGAUGAAAAAAGCCGGUAUCCAGCACGUUGUACUUCUCUCUUCAUACGUCGUGACGGAGCAUGGUGGUGCGAAGAAGGCUGUCGAGACAGAGGAGGUUUUAGCUGUUGUGCAUGGAAAGGCUGAACUUGCGCUUAAGGAGAGUGGCAUGGCUUAUACGACUAUUCGUCCUGCAUUCUUCUCGAGUAACAUACAGAUGCUGGAGGAUUGGGAAGAGGUUAAGAGUGGCGAACUUGAGAUUGCCCAUCCUGAUGCUCCUUUCGACUAUCUCGCUCCCGAAGACGUCGGUACUCUCGCCGGUGCAAUGAUCGUUGCAGAGCCACCAGCUUCAGGGGAGUUGAUCAUCACGCAAUGCGGACCAGAGUUACUACCGCAGCGCCAAGCCUGGAAGAUCGUCAGCGAGGGUCUUGAGAAGAAUGUCACUAUCAAGGAGAUCGAUAGUGAGAGACAUGCGGAGAAACUCAGGUCAAGGGGAUUUCCGGAGCCUAUGAUCAAGUCGGCCGUGGAGCGUUUGGAAGGGCUUGCACGGGAUCCUACUGUCCUCUAUGAUCCGGAUGAGUAUAAGAAGGCGUCUAUGAAUUUUAAGAAGUAUACUGGGAGGGAACCUACUACAUUUGAGCAGUGGGUUAGCAAGCAUCGAGAAGAUCUUUUGGCCUACUAG